AUGCGCACUACGCGUGGUCUGGUCGCUCUUGCGAUCACCUUUGUGGCUACAUCAUCAUUCGUGCUGAGUAGCCCCGACUCCGGUGAGUCAAGCUUCUGGUCCAUUCGAGCCGUCGAUGUCUGGCGAGUCGCACUUUGCGCUGCCUGAGAGUUGCAAGAUCCUUGUGACUAGCAAGCAUAUCUGUACUUGCAGCGAGCUUCGCAGCUGAUGUUUUCCUCUCUAAAACCAUUUGGUCUGCCCGGUAUCGGCGGAUUCGAAGAGGGGCUACUGAGUAAACGAGCCCAGAUCGACAAGUCGGAAUGUUGCAACGAUAACAGUGUCGAAUGCUGCGAGUACGUCCCUCUCAAGCGAGAUCUGAUUCCUGUUGCACACGGACAAAGCUCAAUGCCACUUUUGCAAAGGGCCAUCGCAACGGAGCCGUCCAAGGGGGAGGAAGGUGUGUUCCACACUAGGCAAAUAUGAAUAAACAGAGUGCUCGUACUAAUCUUCCACUCUGCCGCAGAACGUCGCUCCGAGACGCCAAGCGUGAGACAGAGAGAUCUCAAGACUAGACAAUUCGAGACUAAUUGCUGCCAGCCAAUCCGACUACCUUGCUGCGCCCUGCCUCCCCGUCGCCGCCAGACUUUGGCCACCCUGCAAAGCCGCGAGACAUCGGGAGUCUUAGUUGCCAAACGAAGUAAAACUCCGGAAGAGCUCAUUGCGUGUUGCAAGGAUGGAAUCGGUCCCUGCUGCGAUGAGCCCUUCCCUCCAAAGAACUUCAUGGCAGUCGCAACAAUUCAAACACGCGAAGUGAGAAGAGCCGAGACAUCGGGAGUCUUAGUUGCCAAACGAAGUAAAACUCCGGAAGAGCUCAUUCCGCUCACGCCGUGUUGCAACAAUGGAGUCGGUCCCUGCUGCGAUGAGCCCUUCCCUCCAAAGAAUUUCAUGGCAGUCGCAACAACUCAAGCACGCGAAGUGAGAAGAGCCGAGACAUCGGGAGCCUUAGUUGCCAAACGAAGUAAUACUCCGGAAGAGCUGGUUUCGUGUUGCAAGAAUGGAGUCGGUCCCUGCUGCGGCGAAGAGCCCCCCCCUCCACAGAAUUUCAUGGCAGUCGCAACAGCUCAAACACGCGAAGUGAGAAGAGCCGAGACUCCGGAACCGUACAGCAUAUGCUGCAACGAGCAGACUGAUGAGUGUUACGAAUUUCCGCCUCCUCUUCCUAAGUUCAAUAAGAUGCCAGAGCGCCGUGAUGUGCAGCUCAAAGAACCCCAAAAUGGCGGUGAGAGAGAUCUGGAAGUUUCCGCGCUGACCAACCACUGAUGCCCCUUGUGUGUGUCCAGCUCUGAUGGUGAGAGGUGGACGACCGGAAAAGAGGCAGUCCACCGCCGCACCUCAAGGACUGGAGGUGAAUCGACAGGUCAAGCGUGAUUCGCUAGACUCACGAAAGCGAGGACCCUCGACGAGUUCAUUCGCCGGGCUAAUGACGAAAGGUAAGCACCUGGCACCAAUACACCUCGACGGUAUCCCGACUUUCGCCUUCCGCGCUGGUCGUCUGUUGCAACGGCGUUGUGGCCGAGCGGUUCGCACCUGCAGCAGGCCCGAUCAAGCUCACAAGACGAUCCUUUCCGCCCCCUCGGUAGACUUGGUGUAUCCCGCAAAGGAGCUCGGAGAUCGAUCACCUGCAACAGAUCUAACGAGGCGUGAGACCUUAGAGCCUCGACUGGUUCCGAAUCCAUGCUGCUACCCAGUCAUGCACAAAUGCUGCAAAAAAAAUGCCCGACGUGGACUCGAAUUGACGACGGAGAGGCAAGUGCCGACGGCGGAGCUGGAGAGCAGGCUCACCGAUGGCAAGCCUUCGACCGACCUGAUCCUAUCAAAGCGCGACAAGCUCGAGCCCAGACUGGAAGUCAUUCCUUGCUGCUUCCAAAAAACCGGAAGUUGCUGCCCUCCUCGUCGUCGAUUCUACGAAAUCGCCGACCUGGUGAAACGCGUCGCGGCGCAUGACGUGGUACGCCUGAGAUCUUCCACGGGACCAGCAGUGAAGCGAGACGUUGACCGCGAAGACGAGGAGGAGAAGACGAGUGCCCGCCGACAGGACUCAGGCGUCCCUUCUGCCAAAGACGAAAGUCAGAACACCAAGAGGUCUUCCUUGCAGAAGCGCAUGCUGGGAGCCGAUGUCCAGCAAGAGAGCGAGUAUCGUUGA
Molecule: messenger RNA, 2182 nt
Organism: Ceraceosorus bombacis
Lineage: Eukaryota; Fungi; Basidiomycota; Exobasidiomycetes; Ceraceosorales; Ceraceosoraceae
Source: the annotation of a GenBank genome assembly